Messenger RNA from Bursaphelenchus xylophilus (pine wood nematode), 1282 nucleotides. The record is from the annotation of a GenBank genome assembly. Lineage: Eukaryota; Metazoa; Nematoda; Chromadorea; Rhabditida; Aphelenchoididae.
AUGAGCGUUUGUAGGAGGUUGGGUCAAACUCUUGUCUUCAUUCGGAAUAGGACGGACAUUGUGUAUAAUGAUGUCCUUAGGUUAAGCCUUAAAGCGGGAAGUGGGGGUAAUGGUCUUGCGAGAUACAACGGAAUCGGUGGAGCUGGGGGAAAUAUCUACGUUAUGCCGGAGAGAAAUCUUGAUUUUGCAAAGGUUUAUGAGAAAUACAGGCACAAAGGUUGGGUUAUAAAAGCUGAGAGCGGGAAGAACGCGCAAAAAGUGAAACUUGUUGGAGAGCCCGGUGAACAUACGGUAAGUUCAUACUACAGACAAGCUAUUUACUUUCAGAUUAUUAAAGUGCCAGUUGGAGUAGAAUGUGUGGACAUUGAUACGAAGUUACUAUUGGCCAGAUGUGUGGUUCCAGGAGUAAAGUGUUUGAUGGCAAAAGGUGGAAGAGGCGGCUCAGUGGCAAACAAUUUCAAGUAAGUCUGCGUUGUCGUACAAUUAGUGUUUAGAGGUGAGCAAGGACAACACAUACGAUUAGCUAUCCACUUAAAGUUGAACACAAAUAUUGGUCUUGUUGGUCUUCCGAAUGCUGGAAAGUCCACACUUUUGAAGGCAUUCGUCCCAAAAUCUUCAGUGAAGAUUGCCAAUUAUCCAUUCACCACCAUAAAGCCACAAGUUUUGGACGUAGAGUACGAAACAGACGCCUCGGAAGACAAGUUCUCGUUGAGUGUUGCUGAUCUUCCUGGAAUUAUUGAAGGUGCAUCAAGGAACAGAGGUCGAGGGUAUGCGUUUCUGAAGCAUCUAGAGUACAGUGAGAUUAUUGUUAUGGUCGUUGAUUUAAAUGGAUUCCAGUUAUCGGCACACUUUGAAGAACCCUACAGGUAUGUUAAGUUUUAAUGAUGACUCUUUUUAGGGAUGUCUAUCAGUCGAUUGCAAUUUUGUGUAAAGAAAUGGAGGCUUAUGAUCCGAAACUAAUAAGGAAACCUUUAGUUAUCGCGUUGAAUAAAAAGGAUAUGGUUGGAGAAGAAGUAUGUGGCAGUGUAUUUACUGACAAUACUUUUAGAAAACCCAAGAAGUUCUGGGCAAAUUGUCUAAUCGAGGAUGGUGGAAGGAAAUUCCCGAAGCAUUACGCCCGAUAGCUCAAGUCAAGUUCCGGAAGAUCUUUGCGAUCAGUGCCAAACAUCGACAAGUGGAUGAAUUGAAGGAUUAUCUACGGGGAAUCCAUGAGAAUUUAAACGCACCAAGUCCAAUGAGCUUUAAAAGCCAUGAACAAGAUGGAGGCGAGGUUAUGAUAUAA